This is a messenger RNA of Xyrichtys novacula (pearly razorfish), 1323 nucleotides long. The record is from the annotation of a GenBank genome assembly. Lineage: Eukaryota; Metazoa; Chordata; Actinopteri; Labriformes; Labridae.
AUGGACCAGGAGGAUACUGUGCCCAGACACAUUAAAGAAGAGCGAGAAGAACUGUGGGACAAUCAGGAGGGGGAGCUGCUUGAAGGACUGGAGGAGGAUGAUAUCAGCAGUUUCCCUUUAAAUAUUGUUUAUGUGAAGACUGAGGAUGAUGAAGAGGAAUAUCAGUCCAUGCAUCUUGAUCAAAGCAAAAGUAAGCUGAUGGAAACGGGCACUAAUGGAGAGGACUGUGGAGAAGGAGAACCAUUCAAGAUCUCACAUCUUGAGAAAGAUUCACAAACUGAGUCUAAGGUCAAGACUGAAAAUGGUUCUGAACUUGAGACUGAAGACAGCAGUUAUUGGAGAGAGUUUGCAGAAAAUCAGUCAGGCUUCAACUCUGUGGAAAUCAUGCAAAAGGAAAUACCAAAUAGUGACAAGAAAUCACAUAGCUGUGCUGAAUGUGGUAAAAUAUUCACAGAGAAACGAAAUCUGACCAGACACUUGAAGAUCCACACCGGUGAGAAACCUUUCAGCUGCUCCGAGUGUGGUAAAAAAUUUAACCAAAAAGUGGAACUGAGCUCGCACAUGCUGGUUCACACAGAAGAAAAACCCUUCAGCUGCUCUGAGUGUGGUAAAAGAUUUAAGCACAGAGGAAGUCUGAGCACACACAUGCUCAUUCAUACAGGAGAGAAACCCUUCAGCUGCUCUGGAUGCAGUAAAAAAUUUCAUCACAUAGGGGAUCUGAGUUCACACAUGAGACGUCAUAGUGGAGACAAACCCUUCAGCUGUUCUGUCUGUGGUAAAAGAUUUAAACACAAAGGUAGUGUAACCAUACACGAGUUAGUUCACACAGGUGAGAAACCUUUCCACUGUGCUCUUUGUAGUAAAAGAUUUUACCGUAUAGCAUUUCUGAGAUCACACAUGUUGGUUCACACUGGAGAGAGGCCCUUUGGUUGCACUGAGUGUGGCAAAGAAUUUAAUCGCAAAGACACUCUGACCAGACACAUGUUAGUUCACACAGGAGAGAAACCGUUCAAUUGUAGAGUUUGUGGCCAAAGAUUCUCCUGGUCAUAUCAGUUAAAGAAACAUAAGUGUGUUAGCAAUCAGGCUUCGGUGCAUCAUCAAAACCAAAAUGAGGACACUCGAGAGGCAGAAACAGGAGCUGAAGGGGAGGACUGCGGAGAAGCUGAACCAGCUGGGAACUCAGAUCCAGAAAAAUAUUUACAGCCAGUGAUUGAGGUCAAGAUUGAAGACUCUUCUGAACCUGGGUCUGAAAACAGUGAUGAGGAUGAUGAUGAUGAUGAUGAUGAGAAAGAGACAAUCGAACAUGAGUCAGAUGUAAACUGA